Molecule: messenger RNA, 6298 nt
Organism: Marchantia polymorpha subsp. ruderalis
Lineage: Eukaryota; Viridiplantae; Streptophyta; Marchantiopsida; Marchantiales; Marchantiaceae
Source: the annotation of a GenBank genome assembly
AUGAAGUGCUGGAUAUGGAAUUAUAAGGACCAAGCAAAAGAACUGCAGUAUCUGGAAUCCCACUGAUUCUGCCGAGAGCGAUGCUGUGCCCUUACUUCUAAAUUUAACUGCAAGUCGACAGGUUGUCCCUUGGAAAGAAGACGUCAAUUUUCUGUGCUGUGAUUCUGCAAUUCUGCAGAGGUUUAGUAUAAACCCUGCUACAAGGUUGCGGGCACUUUAUGUUGACUCCGGAACCUCUUUGCGAAACUUGGUUGAAGUCUCCUCGUCACAGCGAGGCAUAAAUCCAAGAUACACAACCACACAGUCUAAAGGCUGAAAUUGACAAGAAUUCAAGAGAGCUUGCCGUCCAGGAAUUCGAAAUCCGAUCCAGACUGGACACUCCUCGAUUGAAGUAAAUUCGUUUGGAACGAGUCAACGAGUCGAGAGAAAGAUAGAAAGCGCCCAUGGACUUGAGGUAGCCGAGGGAAGAGAAGACCAGCGCGUACAAGGGACGCUACUUCGUGCAAGGGGCAAGGGCCGAAGGCGAGGAGCGAGAGGAGGAAAGCUUCACGUUACACGAAAUCAGCAUCCGCGGUGCACCGUCUGCGCCUGCACUGAUUGAUGUGCCUGCCAGUCCACUGAGGUUCAGACAUUGUGUGCAGUGUAGUGUACUGUAACCGCGGAGACGAUGCACCCUGUCCGGAAGCUCCACAUUGAUGCCCUGCUCAGAAGACGAGCCCCUUGCAAGAGGCUCGGCAUAUUCUGAUCUGUGCCUCUGCACUGGAAUCUUCGGCUCGUCGCAGUGUUUCAGGGGAGGCGAUGGCAAAGGCUGGAACGACCCACAUUUGAGUCCAUGACGCCAUGAAGAUCCAGGCAAAAGCAACUUUUUCCAGCGCACGCGGACUCCGCAGAAUCCUGGGAGACCGGACCUAGGAGGGUCUCGCGGUGCUCGACCUCGCUCGGCAGCUGUUUAAUAAUUUAUUAAUCUACUAGGCGCGAACUGUGCAUCAAAGUGAGCAUGCAACUGACAAUCGUUCGAGCCUCGAGAAAUUCUUACCCUCCAGCGAGGAAGGCGAACUAAUUUUUGCGCAAAAGCUCAUUUUUCUCUCUUCUGGAAGCGCUGUCACUGUGCGGAUGAUGAUUGAGACUUGUACUGUGUGGGCAGGCCUUCCAGCUAUAGAGCUGGAGAGGUCACGGAAUACUCAUCCACAGAACGAGCGGCUUGCAUAGAUCCGAAGCAGAAAGGAAGGAAGUCGAACAUGCUGCAGCCCUCGCCCUCGCUCUCUGUCUGUGUCUCAUGACACAUGAAGAAGGACGCAAGCAGCCGGCGACCCGACAAUUCAUGAACAUAACGACGCAAGUCGAUUUGGGAAGAUUGCGGUUGUGGCAAGUCACGGAGAUCGUGGAUCCCAUGCCCCAGACGGACGGACAGACAGACAGACUGACUCUCGAACUCGGGCUAUAAGGGCAGCCUCGCAGGGCUGUGAGCCGUCUCUCUUUCUCAAUGAACUAGACGAACUUCUCCUGUCCGAUCUGACCCUCUUCACACUGUUCGGAUGGCUGUCAGAGCAGCCAUUGUGGGCAGAUCAAUCCCACCGGUGUGAGGAGAGAGGGGGCAGCAGAAUCUGUAGAAGGUGGAAAGUACAGCACCAAAAAGGCGUUGGCCAAGUUCGUAGGCGUGCCAGAGGAGGGAGGCAAGGAGGCAAGGAGGCAGGGGAAGACUUUGGGAGUUGGACCACGGCCGACUCCAUCGAUCUGGCCGGCAUGGCCUUCGGGGUGCACCUGCCUCGGUUUUCUUCCUUCCUUCCUUCCAAGCAAUGCACAAGCUCCCGUGAGUGAUCUCAGAGAUUGUCACUCCAAAUCGGCUGUUCAGGAGCGUUUCUCCUCUCGGUUGAACCAACCGAGCUACUGAAAAAAAAAUAUGGAUGGUUCUGCUCCAUGCGACCGAGAAGUUUGUCCCUGAUGAGCUUGUUGUAUUGAGAGCUGCCGGCGCCUAAGCAGGCUGCUGAUGAUCCUUCUGUAGCAGCAGCAGCAGCAGCAAUACGACUGGCUCACACUAAAUCGACGUCGAGAUGGACAGCGCAAGUGCAGCAGUUUCACCGGGGUCGAAGCGGAGAGGCAAAGUCCAUUUCGUCGGCGAAGUGCCCAUUCGUCAGGACAGCAUCACCACGGGCUCGGAUAUUGGCACGAGCGGAAUUUCGGGCCGGACGUGGGAGGAGACUUCAGACACUGCGGGGGGACAGCAUAUGCACGUACUCGACGUCGAGACACGAGGAUUUCAUUGCAGCUCCGAGGAGGAGAAUGCUGCCACACCCGGCCCCGAUUAUCGCCGACGCAGCCCCUACAUUGACAUGAUUUCUGUGUUCGGUGAGGCGUCGGGGAGGAGCCUACCAUACCACGAAGACUCGGCUCGUCGGGACCCGUCCAGCGAGGGCGAGUCUUGCCCUGAAGAGCGCCGUAAGAAUGGGGCGAGAAAGCAAAAGUCGAGAGAAAAUGCACCCGAGCAGCGCAUCACCAUCUUCGCUUUGCGACUGGCGUUGAUCGAGAAGGGAGCGAGCCAGCUCGGCACCUUGUCCUUCCUCUGGGCCACGGUUGUGAUUUUAGGAGGAUUUGCCACCACUGUCAACGAGACGGACUUCUGGGUGGUGACCUUGAUCAUCCUGGCCGAGAGCUCUCGAAUCUUCAGCCGCAGUCACGAGCUGGAGUGGCAGCACCUGUCGGUGCGAUCUCAUGAAAGCCUGGGCCGACGCUUUCUACGCGCUGCUUCUGAUUCCUAUCAGCACAAUGUCACAUUCGCCCGAGAAGUCAAGAGCAAGAUUAAAUCUCUUCUACACAGCAAAGCGUCCGGACGAGCGGAAGCUUCAGCAGAUCCAGUAUCUCCCGGAUCGGGAUCAGCUGCGGGACCAGCAUCUGCACCAGGUCCGACGAUUGCACGCCGCCGCACGUCUCGAAAAGCUUCCAAAAAGCCGGCCAAAGUCGCCAGUGCGACCAAGGAUCAAACGCGAACCUGGGAUGCUCCGUCCGUGCAGCUUCUGCCAUAUACGCACCACCUGGUGACCUCGAAGCUGGUCAGCCGGCUCUUGUAUGCAGUGCAACUUCUGUCAGCGAUCAUGAGCAUAGGUCUGGCCAUCUGGCGGCUGAGGAAUCAGGACUUCUUUUACAAUCCUGGCAAUGCUCAGUCGCCUCCUCCCAAUAUCAAGGUGUCCAUGAAUGUGUUCUACAUUCUGUCCGUGGUUGAAGCCGGCUUGUUCCUGCUGGAGAGAAUUUAUUGGGAGUACAGGAUCAGAGUCACGCAGCUUCUGCAGAAGGUGAAUGCAGAUGCGGACCUGGGACCCGACAACCUGCUGACGGUGAAGCAAUUCUUCUACGACGUGUACUCGCAGUGCCUGAAGGGGAGCGUGUUCGAUGGACUGGAGAUGGAUCUGGUGUCGCACAGCAUCACCUGGCUCCAGGCCGAGGAUUUCAAGCAGCAGCUGGGUGGAGCUCGACUUCUGAAUCGAAUCGUUUCGCGGGAUGACGGCAAACCUCGCAGCGAUCGCUUCGCCAGUGACUGUCUGCGAAGGCUGGGGACGACGCCUGGAAUCAUCGAGCGGCUGGUGGAGAUGCUAUCGUGGAACAGCAAGAACGAGGAACCUCUGCUGAGUGAGGUGGCGGUCAUCAUCUGCCGCCUCGUCGUGUACAACAGGAACUGCUCGCGGAUCGUGGCCAUACCCGGGUCGAUCGAAGGCAUCAUGUCUCUGCUGGUGCCUAAUGAGUGGCCCGCCCCCGACGACAAGAGCUAUGUCAAGACGACCACAGCAUACAUCAACCUUCGCUUGAAUGGCUUGAACAUUCUCAAAUACUUAUGCAAGGAUCACAAAAACAGCCUGAAAAUCGGUGAGGCUCGAGGACUGCUGUCCAUCCUGAUCCUCUUCAUCGAGGUUCGCAGCGAGAAGUCGUUCAGCGAGAACGGCGACAACAAAUUUUUCAAGCUUCAGCUCAAGACCUACAAGAAGUCUCUGCAGGUGCUGGCCUUACUUGCGGCGGCCACCAACAGUUCUGGGGCCUUCCUUCGACGUCGAAUUGCCGAUGUCGUUUCGGGAUUGAAGAAUCUGAGAGACGUCAUCGAGUACGGAGGUUCGCAGCCGCACUUGCAGAGGUCGAGCGUGGAUAUACUCUUCCACUUAGCCAUGGAUGUGGACGUUCGGAAAACCAUAGGAGCCACGGGAGGUGUGAUCCGCAACCUGUACAAUCUGUUUGCCAGCUACGACGCCAUCCCCAGGGUCCCGUAUCCUUCAGGCUUGACCGAAGAGUCUCAGCUCAGCAAGAGAAAUGCCGAAGAGCGCCAGCUAGCUUCCGAGAUGGCUGGCAAGACCAUCUCCAGGAUUGUGCUGCAAAACGAGAAAAACUGCUUGAAAGUCAUCGACCUGGUGUCUGAUCAUGGCGAACCAUUUCUCAAGUGCAUGGUGAGGUUUCUGGCAAAGCCUCUGGAGACGAACAAUGCGGCUCCUCGGGAGAUGGCAAGCUGCAGUGCUCAGAUUCUCCGAAGUCUGCUGCAAUACGCGGACGAACAAGUGAAGCAGGAGGUGGCCAAAGACUCCGCGCAGGUGGUGUUGCAACUGAUCCAGAGGAGGCUUCACGAGGGCAGAUCCGAAUUGUACGAAUCUUACCUGGGUUUGGCUCCGCGAGUGCUGGAGCCUCUGGACCAGGAAACCUACGCGCACCUGGUCGCAGUUCUCAGCAAGAGCGAGCUUGUACAGCAGCUUCUCAAGAACUUGAAACAUACUCCUAGCACCAAACGGUACCCGAGAAUCCGAAGAUACAGCGUUGAACUGCUCAUCACCCUGAUCAACAAAGACAACUCGUUCUUGAACGUGCUCAGAAGCAUCAACAUCAAUCUCAUCGAUGUGCUGAACUCGACCAUGGAUUCCAUUUCGGAAGUGGAGAAUUUCUGCUUAUUUUCGGGCUUAGUUGGAUACACGAGGCACCAAGAGGAGAUGGAAACGCUCGUGGCUCGCGCCAUACAACACAUCCAGACUCUGGACAGGUCCUGGUCGCAGAGAUCGGAGAAAUCGGAGAAAUCUGAUCAUUAGGACUUGUAGACUUCAAAGGAUUUUUCGUCGAAGGAUUGGUUCAUGACGGUGCCCUGUGUUUGGGCUGUAUAUUUGUACGUACGAGGUUCGUGAGGGCCGCAAGUGAAAUACCCAUCACAUCAUCUGUUGAAAGCAGAAGCUGUGAAUCAGUUGUGUCAAUGCAGUCGGUGGGUACAUGAUGCUGUAUAGCAGAGACGUGACAGACGCAGAGAUCAGCAGUUUCAACCUGAGGAAUCGUUUUUUGGCUCCUUGGAUCUCUAGUCCGGUGGAAUCCUACAUCUGUGUGCUCGGCAGCAAGUCAACUCCCCAAGCCCCAGCUUCAAGUCAUCGCCUUGAGUCGACAUGUCUGACGACUGAACUCCGACGUCUCGUGUGUUCAGCGUCGGAGGAACAAGCCAACAUAUUUCUAGAGGUAAUAUAUGUUCCAUAAUCAGGUAGUGCCCAUAGAUGCUACAUGCAUGUCCAUGAUUUAACGACCUCGAUGUCCAGCAUUUUUUUAAUGUGUGUCAAAUUCAUAGUGAGAGAGAGGCCCCAUGUAAGUUCUUAACUCAUGGGGGCUCCACGCGUGGGCUGGCAGUCAGGCUAGCUGUAAAGGAAUGAAUCCAUAUUCCAAUCGGUAUAUAGUAGUAGGAACUCAGAUUUCCCUGUAUUCAAGGAUAUCUCGUAGAAGUUCUUCGUGAACAUGGAGCCAAAGGCUCAUAGGAUCCUAGCUUAGCGAAGAGUUGAGUAGCAAAGGAAUUUAUGUGCAAUGAUCAGGUUAGAUGAGUACAGUAUCAGAACUUGUUGAGGUACGUAAGUAUGAUGUGCCUUCCCUUUUCACCAAUAAGCUUGGAGAAGUCCCCAUCCCCUAUAUUACAGCAGGUAUGAAAAUCCAUUACAUGAUGAAAUCGACGGAAGCCGAAAACUCUCUGAACACAGAGGCCUUGCAAUUUCAAGGGGAAGAGACUAUCUUCAGUCAGAAGACCAAAUAAAUGUCUCCCUUGUUACUUCGCAAACUUGUCCUUCACGAACCUUAAUUGUAAGGCCUACAACAUGAUUGGGUAGCGAAUAGCACAUCCAAGGAAAGGAAAAUGGGAAGAGCCUUCGUGGACAAACAAGGCUGCAAACAACGCGUGAUGUCCAAUCAUCUACAAUGAGACCAUGGGAAGUAUCGUGAGCAAAAAUCACAUUUUUACGUGACCAUCCCAACGAUACUUCGGACUACAACGAUCACCCUCCAGGGAGACUAUACUGAAUUAUCCUGAAUC